Molecule: messenger RNA, 2041 nt
Organism: Tribolium madens (black flour beetle)
Lineage: Eukaryota; Metazoa; Arthropoda; Insecta; Coleoptera; Tenebrionidae
Product: double-stranded RNA-binding protein Staufen homolog
Exons: 8
Coding region: 321-1922 (533 amino acids)
Source: RefSeq, a predicted model, not a curated record
UUACGAAAUAUUUUAUUCCCCUUUUUAGUUAUUCACGAUAUUUAAAACAACAGUUUCUAAAAAAAGAUAUUAAUUAUUGCAAGACUAUGAGGAAAAAUGAAACUUUUAUAUUCAUAAUUUUAAAUUAGAAAAGUACUGCAUUGGGAAUUUUGUUUUCAAAGGGUUGUCAGCGUGUCAGAAAAGUCCCCAAUGUGUUGUAAUUACAUGUUGUAACGAAAUGGUUGCGUGUAUGCGAAAUUGCGAUUUUCACUAAGUAAAUUUUCCUGUAAAUAGUCACUGAUUUCAUUCCCGUUUACCGUUUUGAAUAUAAGUGUUUUAAAAUGUUUCGUUUUGCAGUUUACGUAGUUAUUUUUAUGUUGUCUUUCGGCUCGGAAUUUCUGAAUGAUUUGCAGUCAGUAUUCGGCGAUAAGCAUUGCAUAGACGCAUCUCUGAUUUCAAUUCCUUCAAAAAGAGAUAGUUUCAUCAUGUUGGAAUCAGACAAAGCAUUAGGAGAGCCGCAAAAUGAGUCUAUAAUGGUUACAAAAAAUCUUCAAAAAAGUAUUGUGGCAACAAUUCAUGAGUUAGCUCAAUUCAACGAAAUUGAAUGUUCUUAUACGUUAAAGUCUGAAGAGGGCCCACCUCAUGCAAAAGUUUUUAAAGUCUCUUUAGUUUUGGGCGAUGAAACUUACGAAGGUUCAGGUUCUAGUUUGAAAAAAGCUCAACAAGAAGCAGCAGCUUUAGCUUUUCAAGAGACAUUUUACGAGCAUCCUCCGGAGAAAAUUAAAACACAGCAGGAGAAAUCUUUGACUCCAACAGUUGCACUAAACAAUGUUGCAACCAAACUUGGAAUUGCCGUUUCAUAUUUUUUGCUGAAUGGCAAAGAGGAACAAACGAUUGAUAGUUACGGUGCUGUUGAUGAGAGUUACGGAAAAUCUAAAAGUUUUUCUCCAAAAUGGAACAGUACUUUUGAUCCUUUGAGAGUUGCCGUUGAAGAGGCUCAGAUUUCGGGGCCAUUUGCAGUGAGAGUAAAAGUAGGAGAUUCAGUCUUUGAAGGAUUUGGACAAACAAUUCAAGCAGCACGUCAUGAUGCAGCAUUAAAAGCACUUAAAGACAUGGAAAGACAAGCAUUAUUCAAAGACCACGUGUGUUCUCGUGAAGAUUCGGUGGAAGAAUGUAAAAAAUUAAAAGACAGUGUUAAAUCGCCCAUUGCGCGUGUUCACGAAGCGGCACAAAUUAGUAACUUGCCUGUCGAAUUUAAUGUCAUCAGUGAAUCGGGAAAAUCGCAUAAAAAACGUUUCAUUACUGAAUGCAAGUUAGGUGAUUUUGUAACUGAAGGYGAGGGUAGAUCUAAAAAAGAGUCAAAACGUGAAGCAGCUGAGAGAAUGUUGGAGUUUUUACCACAGCUGCAAGACAAUUUCAACGAGAAAGGUAUCAUCAAUGGUCUAAAAAACAAGAAAAAGAAGAAUAAGAAGAAAAAUAAAGUAAAGAAGGAAAAUGUGGUUACUUUGAUGAACAGUAUUGAUAGUGUCGUGUCUUCUUUUUGGCAGACUGAUGACUCAUUAAGUGAAAAUUCAAACAUUCCCAAACAAUUUAAAACUAAAGCAUCGUCCUCAAAGUCGACUUAUACCUCGCCGAAAAAUAAGAUUCUGGAAAUAGGCAAUAAGCUUAAUAUUGAUAUUGGGUUUAUUGAUCUUGGAAAACAGGAAAAUCAUUAUUACUCAUUGGUAUCUUUAGGACUACAUCCUCCACAUGUGUGUUUGGGUAAAGCCACUGUUCAGAAACAAGCACACGAAGAUGCAGCUUUACAUGGCUUACAACUUUUACGAAAAACUGGGAUUUUAGACAAAACUGUUUUUUCUAAAGAAAGUAAACACUUUGAAGAGGAUUUUGAGGUGGAGAAUGAAGAAACCUUCAGAGUUUUUGAUGAUUUUGAGGAGAAAUAAAGAUAGAGAGAGUUAGAUAAGAAUUACUCAGUUUCAAACGGAAUGUUAUUGUUAAGUUCCUUUUUUGAAUGUUUUGUUUCAUUUUUUUUUACUGUUUCCAAUAAACGUUUUUUUUGAUA